CGCCAAUGCAAAGCUGAAGGUGGUAUGUGUAAACAAACGUGUGUUGGCAAUGACGUAGACACAGGUCCAUGUUGUCGAAAAAGUUAUAGAUGUUGUCAACCAUGUGAUGAUACACAACAAUGUACAGCUGGAGGUGGUAUGUGUAAACAAAAGUGUGUUGACGAUGACGUAGACACAGGUCCAUGUUGUCAAAAUAGUUAUAGAUGUUGUCAACCAUGCAAUGUUACCUGUGGUGGAAUAUUCAACGAACCAUCUGGAACUUUCACAACACGGAAUUAUCCUUCAAACUACUGCAAUGACCACGAUUGCAAUUACAACAUCUUAGUUAAUGAUGGUUUUAAAAUAAUGCUGAACUUUACUUUCUUUCACACCGAGGGAACAGGGUCGGACCGAAUUUAUGACUUCGUUACGGUACUUAUAAAUACUUAA
Mytilus trossulus (common blue mussel) is the source of this 429-nucleotide messenger RNA. RefSeq names its product zinc metalloproteinase nas-39-like. Bases 25 to 429 code for a protein of 134 amino acids. The transcript is spliced from 3 exons. The record is from RefSeq and is a predicted model, not a curated record. NCBI's taxonomy places the organism in Eukaryota, Metazoa, Mollusca, Bivalvia, Mytilida, Mytilidae.